UGCUGCUCCACACCAGGAACACACACACACGCGACCAACAGAAUCCGACCACGAAUUUCGAUUUGGCACCAUCAACGCUCGGCGCCAAAUCUCUGCGUCCAACGAGUGUGUUAUCUGGAUACCAUGGUAAUUGCUAGUGGUGGACUGGUGCGUAUAUGAGACUUUCAAGUUCGAGUGCUUCUUUUCAAUUCACGUACUCGGUUAAUCGCUGAUCUAUAAUAUGAAGUUCAAGUUCUUGUGUUUGUGUCUUUUAAACUUUGCCAUCGCGGUGGACGUGGAAAACGCUGGCACCAAUGACAGAGAAUCCCGUAAACUAUUCGGAGGCUACAGGAUAACACCACGUUUUUGCAAACCCACCAGGAAACCCACCGUUCAGUUGGAUGGUCCCAGCAUCUGUAUGUUUAACCAUGAAUGCUCGCAGCGUGAUGGUCAAGUGGUUGGAGCUUGUAUGGAUGGCUUCCUGUUUGGAGCUUGUUGUCAAUUGCCAUCGGGAGCAACGGGAGAAUUGGUGGAUAGUGAUAUGAUUGUGUCGAAUAUUGAUAACAAAUUAUCCACAACCGAAGCUCCCAUGAAAACUUCCCCCAUGGACAUUACUUCCAACGGGCUUUCACAAAUAGCUGAGACUUUGUUGGGUCCUGCAAUUUUACCUACUGCUGGUGAUAAUGCAGUGGUGCAGGUAUCUGGUGAUUCCUCCUUCUUUUCCACAACAGGAAUUACCCAUCCACAUGCACCUGAUACCAUGUUGGUAAAUCAACAAGACAAUGAGAUACAACCAAUUAUGUUCAGACCCACAACACAGUUGCCUAUAGAUAAGAAAACUACCGAGAGAAUGGAUGAAAUAAACAGCUUUACUAACAGACCCACAAACUUUGAAGUGUCCAUAUCGAAUGGACCACUUGUGUACAGUACGCCAAAACCUGUGUUCACUUACAAACCAAACAAACCUAUGUUUGUGCAUAAACCGAACAAACCGGAUGACAAGUAUGUUUUAGUACCGACGAUAACACACGACUCUAAAAAGCCCAACGGCACUGAAUUCGAUUCAGUAGUUAACAUUAUGGAAUUGUUGAACAAGACCACACUGAUGCCGCAAUAUGGUAUGGCAAGUAGCACCAAAAAACCACCAUCCACCUCGUAUGUGUUUAGUUCGACACCCAGUCGUAGACCUGGUUAUACACCUAGCACCCAAAAACCACCGUCUACUAGUUAUGUUUUUAGCACAACAAUACCUCCACGUAGACCAGAUACAACCACUACAGCACGCACAAGGCCAACUACCAGAAAAACCAACAAACCCAACAAGAACAAGAGACCUAAUCAAAGCACUAAAAAGCCUUAUGUCCCGAGCUCCACACUGAAACCAAUGUAUCAUUCCACUUAUGCGAAUUCUCCUACCGCAUUCUACACAACCAAAAAGCCCCCAUCUACGUCGUAUGUCUACAGUGCAACCCCCACGAAGCGUCCUCCUUCAGUAGUGGAUACCCACGUGGCAGGCCCUGGAUUUACUGUAACCGCAACCCCCGCUUCUUCAUCUACCUCUGGUCAGUUCUCCAGUUAUCCUAGUCCAGCCCCAACAGUCAUCGUUCUGAGCCCGUUGCCUCCAUCCGACGACGAGUACAAUGAGGAUAUAGUUACAUCUAAACCAAUACAAAAAGUACCUGUUAAUUAUCAACCCUCUACUUAUCAACCAUCUACGUAUCAACCCUCUACUUACCAACCUUCAACUUACCCUUCAUCAAGACCCACUUCUAUGCCCCACAGGAAACCAGUAAACUCGGUCAUUGUUAACAAUCAUGUAACACAAAAUAUUUAUGCCACAAGCGAACGGCCCCAGCCCACAAUUUUAAUCACCCCUAAGCCCAAUUCGUCAACCAACAAGCCCACAACUGAUUUCACAGCACCGAUAGAGGUAGAAACGUCGGCUGAUGAUUUGAUAAAUUUCCCUCCCGUAAGAAACCCUAAUUUAAACAUGUCCAAUCCCUCAAUAGGUGAUGAGGACAUAACAACACCAGCCUUCAUCGAAGACGAGGAGUUAAAUAAUAAAAUGGAAUCAUUCGUUAAUAAGAUCAUUCAGGGACUGCAGGAGCCCUUCGAGGGUUUGAAAGAUGUGGUGUACAAUAAGAAUAAGACGGCCGUCGUAUCCUCUUCCAACACUACAAAGAAACCGUUGAAGAAACAAGGAACAACUACCAAGAAACCAACAAAAGUUGCCAGUUCUACGACUAAAAGGCCAACUAGGAAACCUGUAAGUGUCACUACCAAAAAACCACAAACCACGACGAAAAAACCGCAAAGAACGACAAAAAAGCCAGUAACAACAACACAGUCUUUUAUUGAAGAGGAAGUAGUAAGUCCCAGCGAGGAUGAGGAAGAGUAUAGACAUCAAUGUGGUAUUCGUCCUCUGAUGAAAACAGGAAGGAUAGUAGGAGGAAAAGGAGCGACCUUCGGCGAAUUCCCUUGGCAAGUCCUGGUACGAGAGUCGACAUGGUUGGGCUUGUUCACGAAAAACAAAUGCGGGGGAGUCCUUAUAAGCAACAAGUACGUAAUGACUGCUGCCCAUUGUCAGCCAGGUUUCCUUGCUUCCCUCGUGGCUGUCUUUGGUGAGUUCGACAUCUCUGGCGAAUUGGAGAGCAGGAGGUCGAUUAGCAGGAAUGUGAAACGUGUCAUUGUGCAUAGGCAGUACGAUGCAGCUACCUUUGAAAAUGAUUUGGCUCUUUUGGAGCUAGAACAUCCAGUCAAAUUCGACAGCCACAUAGUUCCAAUUUGUUUGCCGCGUGACAACGAGGACUUCACCGGCAGAAUGGCGACAGUCACCGGCUGGGGACGUUUAAAAUACGGCGGCGGUGUACCGUCGGUGUUGCAGGAGGUUCAGGUGCCCAUCAUGGAGAACAACGUGUGUCAGGAGAUGUUUAGGACUGCGGGCCACUCGAAAGUCAUCCUGGAAUCGUUCCUGUGCGCCGGAUACGCUAACGGACAAAAAGAUUCGUGCGAGGGGGAUUCGGGUGGACCACUGGUGCUGCAGAGGCCUGAUGGUCGGUACCAACUCGCCGGCACAGUGUCCCACGGUAUCAAAUGUGCAGCACCGUACCUACCAGGAGUUUACAUGAGAACAACGUAUUACAAACCCUGGAUCACAUCGAUCACAGGAAUCUAUUAGAUAAUUUCUCCAGCUUAGAUUGCAUUUAUAAAGCGUUGUAAAUAAUUUAUAAACAUUUAUAAAACACGCUGUUUAAUUAUUUAUAAACAGAGAAUUGUUCGGUGCACGUUCGGUGCCAUAAUGUGAUCUAAGCUUUAUGUGCGGCUUAUAAAAAAAUUAGGAAACAAAGUGACCACAUUUUUUUAUUAUCAUUGUAUAUAGACGUUGGUUGAUUUUGUUUUUAUGAAUUUAUACAUUCGGAAUAACUAAAAAAAUGCGACGAGCUCAUGUGAUCAAC
Molecule: messenger RNA, 3434 nt
Organism: Aethina tumida (small hive beetle)
Lineage: Eukaryota; Metazoa; Arthropoda; Insecta; Coleoptera; Nitidulidae
Gene: flz
Product: serine protease filzig
Exons: 5
Coding region: 221-3157 (978 amino acids)
Biological process (GO): proteolysis
Molecular function (GO): serine-type endopeptidase activity
Source: RefSeq, a predicted model, not a curated record